Molecule: messenger RNA, 1478 nt
Organism: Zophobas morio
Lineage: Eukaryota; Metazoa; Arthropoda; Insecta; Coleoptera; Tenebrionidae
Exons: 1
Coding region: 62-1255 (397 amino acids)
Cellular component (GO): cytoplasm
Molecular function (GO): glycosyltransferase activity
Source: RefSeq, a predicted model, not a curated record
UUCGUCAUAUGUUUACGUUAACCUAAUAGUAACAAUAUGUGACCGAUUCAAUACUAAAAUAAUGAAAAAGUAUCAUCAGCUUAUGCUAUUAAUCAUUUCCGUCAUAAGUUUAAGUUUAUUUCUGAUUUAUCGACAUGAAUAUAAUCGUUUACAUUAUGUGCUGGAAGUUUUUAAUUUCUUUGGGCAACCAUGCAACAUUUCAAAUUUGCAUCAAACAGAGAAGAUUUUGAGUCAUCACGAUUGGGGCCCUGCACCAGCUUGGCAAGAACACGAAAGUGGAUACACCUACUCAGCUUUUUUAACAAGACAAAAUGAAGCUAAAGCGUUAACUUUACUAAGUGAUGAAAAAAUGGUGCCUCGGAAUUGUUACUUUUGGUUUGAAGAUAAGAAGAAACCUGUUAUUGGUAAAUUUAAAUUCUCCAAAGUAAUGAAUGAUGAUAACAUCCGUUUAAACUUGUAUUUUUAUAUCUGUGAAAUGACAAACAGCGAGCAUGUGCCAUACGCCGUCUCAUUUAGUUUUAAAAUAAAGAAAGAUAGUGAGUUAAAGAAGAUUAUGUUAGCUAAUUCUUUUAAACACAGAAUUAGUAACAAUGCAACCAUCUGUGUUUCUCCGUCGAUCUACAGCAAGAAGCGUUUUGUGGAAUUCCUUAGUUAUCAUAAACUGAUAGGAAUUGACUCAUUUAUUUUUUACAACAGGGAUAUUCCGCAUCGUUUGGUUAAAAUUAUCUCCAAUCUUUCAACAAGAUUAGGUUUAGAAGUUGCAUUUCUGCCGUGGAAUUUUCCCAAAGGUGACACUUUUAUAACUCGGCUCGCAGUAGAGAAUGAUUGUUUACUACGCACUUUUGAUCAAAGUUUAUAUGCGGUAACACUGGAAUUAAAUGAAUAUAUUGUGCCGCUACAUGUUUAUAGUUUUAACACAUUGAUCAAAAGCAUAAACACUAAUUCAGAAAGAAUUAGUUUACCUAUUGAGAAGUUUUGCAUAUCGAGCACAGAAACUUCACGACCAAUUUCAAUGGUAAAUACUGAUGUUGCUGAAGAUUAUAACUACAAUAUUGUCCGAUAUAUUUAUAGAAAUAACAUGAGAAAGGAUGAUAUUUCUACCUAUGCUGUAGACAAAGGACUUGCUUCCAUUCAUAAGUAUGUAAAAUGUUCUGUUGAGCCUUUCAGAACAAGACAGGAUAAAUCGAUAUUGAAAUUUUCUACUGAUCUCACAAGAUCUACUUUAUUUCAAUUGCUCACGCACAAUCAAAUAUAAUGUGAUCACUGAGUGCUUGGAAAUUGUCAGUAAUUGUUAUUACACAUCAAAUUUUUGACUGCAUUUUAUGUCAUUGUACUGUAUUAAAAAUACUUUUUGGACAGGUUUUUUAUUUUAUUGGUGAUGUACACAAAAGUUUCAAUGUUAAUGGGUUAAUUAAUUUAUUGUUUUAGUCUAUCAUAUAUUAUUCUAAAUGUGUAUGAAAUAAAUGUGUACAUUAAUA